Molecule: messenger RNA, 2142 nt
Organism: Dissoconium aciculare CBS 342.82
Lineage: Eukaryota; Fungi; Ascomycota; Dothideomycetes; Mycosphaerellales; Dissoconiaceae
Exons: 2
Biological process (GO): protein deubiquitination
Cellular component (GO): cytosol; nucleus
Source: RefSeq, a predicted model, not a curated record
AAGUCUCCUUUGCAGCAAAGCGAAGACAUGAAGAAGGAACCAUCUGCAGAUGACAUCGCCACCGUUUGCGCAUUCUCGGGCACAAAUGCUGGCUUGGCCGCCAGGUACCUCAAGGCGAAAGACAACAAUGUCGAAGCCGCCGUGAACGCCAUCCUCGAGAACGAAGACAUUGACAAAUUGGAGCAAAGCUCGUCGCAAUAUGAUCACUCAUGGGACGAGGGGCACUUUACAGGCGACCGCGAUGGCACCGGCAUGAACUUGCAACCUCUGGGUUCAAGCCAUGCACCGACCAGAGGACCAUCCCCGGCGCCAUCUCUGAAUCAUCAGCCGCCGAAGAGCAGGAACGAAGAAGACACAGAUCUUGAGCGAGCGCUGCAAGCAUCACGAGCGGAAUUGGGGGGCGCGCCACAGCAAGAGACGGGAAUUCUGGUGCAUGACGGCACUGAAGUGAAGCAAUUCGGACCUGCGACGAAAGAACAUUACGACGACAAUCGCUGGGCGAUGGUGCCAUCGGUGCGAACAUCGAGUGCCCAGAAUGAAGAUGUGCCGGACCCUGACGCCGCGCAACGAAUCCAUUCGGCUGGAGAACCACGGUUCAUCAAACACACACCCAGUGGCGACUAUACUCCAAAUUUCAUCACGAUUUGCCAUGCAGUCCCAGCUGCGCGGGAGGCGUUAUUGAACAGGCAUCUCGUUCGACCAGACUACGGAAAAGAUGGGGAUUGGUGGCGUGGACGCGCGAUUGGUCUGCCGAGGAUCGUUCACAUCACCGAUGGUUCGCUCGCCGAACCGAGUCUGGACGAUCACGACGAAUUGAUCGCUGAAACGCAGCGCCUCAUGGCGUUCCUGGACGAGAGCGCACGCAGCUAUGGAAACAUUGGUGGUCUCAAGCAGGCGGAAGCCUUCAGUAUCACAGGGUUCCGUGGCUCAGACGAGUUGCGAUCUGGCACCUUGCUUGAACUUUUUCUCAACCAGUGGACGAAGGCCGCUGUAGCGAAGGCGGACGACGCCACAAUCGCCGCGUCGGCAUCGAAGUUGUUCACUACCACCGUGGGGACCAGUUCACCCGAGGGGAUGGACACCCCGCAUCUGGCACUGAUAGACAUGGCGGUGACUUCGGCCGAGGGGCAGAAGACCGAUCUUUUUGAGCUCUUGGACGGUCUCAUCUGGGAGACCGAACCUGGCGAAGUCGAGAUGACUGAUAAUUACCUCGAAAGUCCCGCGGAAAUCCUGGUCAUGCGACUGCGCGCAAUCCCCGAGACCAAAAGCCAACUCGGCGUGGAAGUACCAGCCUCGUUCCACAUCGACAAAUACCUCAAGGGCAAUGUUGCAGCAACCCGCGGGAUCCGACAGGAGAUGGUGUUGGCGAAGCGUCGAAUGAUUAGAAUCGGCAAGCUAGAGUCGGAACUGAAUUAUUGGUCGAGUCCCAACAACAAUGUAAAAUUGGAGGCCAAGUCCUUGCUCAAACACUCACUUGGUCAUUUCUCCGGACAAAACCGCCGUGACGCAGAUAAGAACGACACCACCAACACGCGCUCUGGCGAGGGUGAUGCUCCCCAGGAAUACGCAGACGUGGCCGCCAAGCUGGAAAGCGUCAUGGCUAGCAUCGAACAGAAAUUGGAGUUGCUCGCGCGGGAGAAGGAGAAGACUCGGCAGAUGCUCGCCGAUCUCUCAAAGUCUUCCGCGGUGUUCGGAGACGCCGGUGGCAAGCAUCGAUAUACCCUGCGAGGAGUCGCCACGAAGCCGAACAUCACCUAUGUCCUGCGCCGAAAGGAUGACGAGCCACCGACGCCGACAGCCGCCAGGUUGGGAGCGUCGUCCGACUCGCAGCCGGUCAUCCGUGUGGAGGAAAAGCCGGUGGAGGAUUUUGAUGAAGAAGAUACUACGCCUCGGGACCACCAGUGGUGGCGCAUCGACUACGAAGUAAGCACGGCCGUGGCAUUGCAGCCCCCACCAAGAAUCACCAUCAGUAAAGCCCCGGAUUAUGAUGUCCUCCGUGCUGUCGAGCUCGAACACAACUCGGCUCUCCUGGUAUACGCCAGCGAAGCAGCGUCGUCGCCGUCCGCGACAAGCAGCGCGCCACUGCCAGAGCCGCUUCUCGAGUUCGUCAGCCGCGACAAUGACCUGUUCAAAGCAGAAUUA